Messenger RNA from Vitis riparia (riverbank grape), 554 nucleotides. Its product is annotated as EMI domain-containing protein 1-like. The transcript is spliced from 2 exons. NCBI's taxonomy places the organism in Eukaryota, Viridiplantae, Streptophyta, Magnoliopsida, Vitales, Vitaceae. Bases 201 to 500 code for a protein of 99 amino acids. The record is from RefSeq and is a predicted model, not a curated record.
CUGGUGGACAAGUGAACUAAUCAGAAGGUUGGAUUAUUUUACAAGCAAUCAAAUCAAAGCUAUGAAUUGUAGGGUCAUGAUUCACUUAUUCCAUACACACCAUCUUAUGAUCAUAACAAACAACAAUUUAAAGGAUAAACAGAGAAGUAGAGCUGGCUAUAUCUCCAAGGAGAACUAAUGGAUAAAUGUAGAACACCCUGAUGGCAUACAGAACCCAAUGCAUCGCUAACGCAGCUGAUUAUGGAGGUGGGCCUCCAGGUCCACCUGGGCCUCCAGGACCACCAAAGCAAUCCUGUAGCAACCAGCAACAGCACAAGAAGUUCAGGCAUGAAGAAAUAGCAUCGCAGAAACCGCCAAAGAAACCACCCGGGCCAGGGCCACCGGGGCCAGGACCCCACCCUCCAGGCCCUCCAGGUCCUCCAGGUCCUCCAGGCCCUCCAGGUCCCAUUACUAGCCUCUCUACACCCACAAACCUACGCCAGCGCCGGACUGUGAUAUAAGCUCACAACCUCUGUUGGAAGCUCUGUGGUCGGAUGGCAGUGAGGGAAAGGUUC